AAAAUAUGAACGGAGGAGAGAAUGUAGAGGGAUUUAAAAUGCCAGUCAGUAAAUCCAAAAAGUCUGCAAAAGAUGGUGAUAAAUCAACUAAGAAGAAGAGAAAGAGGAAGUGAAAGGAUCCAAAUGCCCCAAAAAGACCUCUUGGAGCAUACUUUUACUACUUCAAGGCUAACAAUGGCAUAGUCAAGCAAGCGCAUCCUGAGUUUAUCCAAAAGGAAGUUGUAGCUAAAAUUGCAGCAGACUGGAAGUUGCUCAGUGAAGAGCAAAAAGAGCCAUUUGUGGCUAAAUCAACUCAGGACAAGCAGAGAUAUGUAAGAGAAAAAGAAAUCUAUGAUGAAAGGAAAAAGAAAGAAGAGGAAGAGAAGGGUAAAGAAGAGGAGAAAUACAACAAUAAUAAAAGAGCCCGCACAGCGGGCCCCUCAGGGUACGAUAAAAAUGGAAUCAAAAGACAAAAAUACGAGGUACUUUUUAAUGUAGCAGAUGAGAGAGAAGUUAGACUCAAAGAUUUACUAGAAGAGGAUCUAAGUUUUGGAUCGGAUUCUGAAGAGCUAGCGAAUUGGUCACCUCCCGGAUCAGCUGAAGGGCAGCGGCCAAGGAUUAUGAAUGCCUCUACUAACGAUCAGAGCGACCAAGUAAUGGAUAAGAAAGAGGAAAUCCCCCAUCAAAGUGUAUUAGCAACUAUGCAAAUGGCUAAAAACAAUGAUCAGCAGCAAGCACAAAACAUUGACCAAAAUCAAAUGAAUACUAAUACCAAUUUAUUCUAAGGACAUAGAAUUCUU
Moneuplotes crassus is the source of this 779-nucleotide messenger RNA. NCBI's taxonomy places the organism in Eukaryota, Ciliophora, Spirotrichea, Euplotida, Euplotidae. The record is from the annotation of a GenBank genome assembly.